Paramecium sonneborni is the source of this 738-nucleotide messenger RNA. The record is from the annotation of a GenBank genome assembly. NCBI's taxonomy places the organism in Eukaryota, Ciliophora, Oligohymenophorea, Peniculida, Parameciidae.
AUGAAGAAUUCAUUGCUUUUUUUUCUGAUAUUUACAUGCUUAAAUUCUAUCAAUGUUGAUAUUUCUCUUUCUAAUUCGGAAGUAAAGUUACUUGCCACCACUUUUCUUUUCUAGAUAGGCAAAUAACAAAAAACUAUUCCUAUAAAAAAUGUAAUUUUUUAUGAUAUUUAGGAAAUAAAUUUCGGACUUGGAAAGCUAAUACUGAAUAAUAUUUAGAUACAAGAUUUAAUUUUUAAUGAAGACUUAAUUUAACUUACAUUUACUUAAACCCCUAAAUCCAUAACUACGUAUUUUUACAUAGAUUAUUUUACAAUAACCUUAAAUGCCAAUAUAGAAACAUUGCUUAAUUAUAAAUUUGAAACUCAAUUCAAUUUAGAAAUCAAGGGAUUAAAAUUCAAGGCCAUUUUAUUAUUAAUCAAUAAUUAAGUUUCUUUAUAAAAUGAAAAAUUGGAUGAUUUUUCUAUAAAAUCAAUUAAUUGCAAGUAAGGUGAAACUUAGCUUGAUAAAGUGGUCAAAGGGGCCAUCAAUUAUUUAUUAAAAUCCUUUGAUAGCAUAAUAAAUUAAUAAUGCACUAAAAAAAUAGCUUAAUUCUUUAAAGAAGAGUAAUGGAAGAAAAUGAUUCCUCGAUAAAUACCUGAAAUAAAUACAAUAGAUAUAAAAGAUUAGGAUUAUUUGAACAUAGUGUUUACUAUUUCUACAUCAGAACUAUUAGCUAAAAUAUAAAACUCAUAAUCUUGA